Messenger RNA from Corythoichthys intestinalis (scribbled pipefish), 2771 nucleotides. Its product is annotated as transcriptional coactivator YAP1-like. The transcript is spliced from 9 exons. Gene Ontology annotation, cellular component: cytoplasm; nucleus. The coding region runs from base 250 to 1416 and encodes 388 amino acids. Gene Ontology annotation, biological process: hippo signaling; positive regulation of transcription by RNA polymerase II. The record is from RefSeq and is a predicted model, not a curated record. Lineage: Eukaryota; Metazoa; Chordata; Actinopteri; Syngnathiformes; Syngnathidae. Gene Ontology annotation, molecular function: transcription coactivator activity; protein binding.
AAGAACGUGGAUGUGCACGCGCGCGCACGCACGCACACAAAAGUUUGGACUACUCGUCGUGAUUUCUUCCACGCACUUUGUUCCACUUCACGCGCGUGUGGAUUUCUUCUUCUUGGAGCGGCGGGAUUCGGUUGUUGUGGCUUUUAUUACAUUUUGAGCGUAGGUCUUGACGAAGAGUGGGGGAGAACGACUGUCUGCGUUAAGGUUUUUUGUAUUAUUUGUCAAGCGUGUGACACCCCUUUGCCCCACAUGGACGCGCACCGAGGCGGCGGCGGCAGCGCGCCCCCGGUCGGUCAGCAAGUGGUGCACGUCCGCGGCGACUCCCAGAGCGAGCUGGAUGCCCUUUUCAGUGCGGUCAUGAACCCCGGCAAGGCCGCCCAGCAGCCCGCAUCGGUGCCCAUGAGGUUGCGAAAGCUGCCCGACUCCUUCUUCAAACCGCCGGACCCUCGCACGCACUCCAGACAGGCUAGUUCGGACGGCGGUGUGUGUGCAUCCCUCACCCCUCACCACGUGCGUGCCCACUCCUCACCGGCCUCUCUGCCAGUCAACAUGCCUGAUGCGGUGGUUGCAGCUGCUGCGGCGGCAGCCACAGCGGCAGCUACCGCGCCUUUCAUACCAGACGAUGUGCCGCUUCCGCACGGCUGGGAGAUGGCCAAGACGCCCGCUGGGCAACGUUACUUCCUCAACCACCUGGACAAGACCACCACCUGGCACGACCCCCGCCUGACACAGCUCCAAUCGACCGCCCAGCCGCACCCCGGUCCGUCCCCCGCUCACGCUCACUCUCUCAGUAACCCGGCUCCCACCACCGCCACACCUCCCAGCAGUAAUCCAGAUGCAGGUGGGCUGCCUGAUGGCUGGGAGCGGGCCACCACCGCCGAGGGGGACGUGUACUACGUCGAUCACAUAAAUAAGAGCACCACGUGGCUCCACCCGCGUCUAGGCCUGUUGAGUUUGGUCAUGCAGCAGCGCAAGGAGAAAGAGAGACAGCGAUGCAAGCAACACAUGCAACUCAACACGCAGGACACAAUCGGUGGAGGAAGGAACCAGAUGCCCGCUGCUAUGGAUCAUGAUAGAAACACACUUGCUCCACCAGUGGAUGUCCGGAUCCGAGCUCCCACCCACGAACCCACUCUCAACGGUGGCGCUCACUCGCGCAACGAGAGCACCGACAGCGGCCUGAGUGUCAGCAGUCUGCCGCGCUCGUCCGAACUGGCGCUGGCCUCUUUGGACCACAUGGACACAGGUGAGUGUGGAGAGUCGUCGACUUUACAGGACUCCCUGCCGACGAUGAGCGAGGGUGAGGAGCUGAUGCCCUGCAUCCCGGAAGGUCUGAGUUCGGACCUCCUGAUGGACAUGGAGACCGUCCUGUCUGGCUCACACAUGGACAGGGACAGCCUGCUCACCUGGCUAUAGAGAUGCCAAUUUGUGUCUUUUCAAGAACAUUUUGUAUGGCUGUUUGACACUAAAACAAGAUGGACGUCAUUUGCCCACACACGACGGAAGGACGCCUGACGCCAGCCCCUGUAGCAUAUAUUGUCACCUCAGGUGAUCAAAAAGAAACAAUGAAGGAAAAUCGUGAAAGCUUUAAUCAAGUGAAGUCAUUGUACAAAUUUGAUGUAAAAUGCAUUGAUUUUAACUUGUGGUUCCAAUAUUUAGGGGUCAAAAUAUUAGGAGCAGCUGAGGUAAAAAAAAAAAAAAAAAGUGGCAUACGUAAAGUUUUUCCUAAUAUUAUGGUUGAGCGUUAUAGGUGUGUUUUUUCAAGUGACGUUUGUUUUAAAGAUGAAGUACAAAUUUUUAUUGCGCCUGGAUAUGGCAAAUGAAGAUUUUUCAAGGACGCUUAAAGCAGCAACAUACUCGUUGGAGAUGUUGUUGCGCUGUGUUAAUUAUUAAAAUGAUUUUACGCAUUCCCCUCAGUGCAACACUAGCUUACAAAUUAUCUUAGGAAGAUGCAUGACACUAUAAGAUAUAUAUAUAUAUAUAUAUGUAACAUGAUAAGCGUUGAUCCAUUUACAGAGUUUUGUACCUUUGUUUUAAUGCAUGUGCUUUCUAUAACCAUUUAUUUUAUUCUCAGUAUUUGUUUGCAUAAACGUUUAAUACAAAUAAUGAAGUAAAGUGUGUGGUAAAACAUACUGAUAUUUUAAUGUAACUAUUGUUUUUAAAAAACCUGAUGUGUUUAUAUACGAAUAAAAAAGUAAUAAGAGUACUUAUCCUCCUUUUAAGAUGCCAGACUGCUUUUUAACACAUUGGCUGCCAUUGACGGGGAUAGACGUUCAAUCCAAUUUGACUUGAUCGAGGACUGCCGGCCGCUUAAUCAAAUUGGAUUGAACGUCUACCACUGUCAAGGGCAGUGAAACAUAGUUACUUAGUGCCAGGCAUGAAUAAGAAAUGAAUACAUCUAAAAUUAACUAGAAACUGCAAACUCUGGAGCUAUUACGAUGGGGCUUUGUUGUUGUUGUAGGUACAGAUCUAUCAGGUCACUUCCUGUUGAUUUAGGGACAUUUCGGGGACAUGUUUGGUUGCAUGGCUGUCAAUGGCAUCGACAAACGUGGGCGCCAGUUGAAUGUCAAUGAGCUGUGAUGCUAAGUAUUUGGUCAAAAAUCACAACCACCCAGGUUUUUCUGCCAUUGAAAAUCAGAGAAAUUUGGACGUACAUGGCCGUCAAUGGCAUGGACGUGCAUGGCUAUUGUGGCGUUGCCUUAGUGGGGCGCCAGUUGUAUGCCAAUAGGCUGUGAUGGUAAAAAGUCAAAAAUCCCAAGGACCUGUUUUCC